UCGCGUCCUAGGAGCCCGCAGAGCCAGGCCAGGAUGGAGAGGAGACGGGUCACCUCAGCUGCCCGCCGCUCCUAUGUUUCCUCCUCGGAGAUGGUGAUGGGGGGCCUGACUCCCAGCCACCGCUUGGUUCCAGGCACCCGCUUCUCCCUGGCUCGAAUGCCACCCCCACUCCCGGCCCGGGUGGACUUCUCCUUGGCCGGGGCACUCAACACCGGCUUCAAGGAGACACGGGCCAGUGAGCGGGCAGAGAUGAUGGAGCUCAAUGACCGCUUCGCCAGUUACAUCGAGAAGGUGCGCUUCCUGGAACAGCAGAACAAGGCACUGGCUGCGGAGCUGAACCAGCUGCGGGCCAAGGAGCCCACCAAGCUGGCUGACGUCUACCAGGCUGAGCUGCGCGAGCUGCGCCUGCGGCUCGAUCACCUCACCGCCAACUGCGCCCGGCUCGAGGUCGAGAGGGACAAUCUGGCGCAGGACCUGGGCACCCUGAGGCAGAAGCUCCAGGAUGAAACCAACCUGAGGCUGGAGGCCGAGAACAACCUGGCUGCCUAUCGACAGGAGGCAGAUGAAGCCACCCUGGCCCGUCUGGAUCUGGAGAGGAAGAUUGAGUCUCUGGAGGAGGAAAUCCAGUUCUUGAGGAAGAUCCAUGAUGAGGAGGUGCGGGAGCUCCAGGGGCAGCUGGCCCGGCAGCAGGUCCAUGUGGAGCUGGAUGUGGCCAAGCCAGACCUCACAGCGGCCCUGAGAGAGAUCCGCACCCAGUAUGAGGCAGUGGCAUCCAGCAACAUGCACGAGGCAGAGGAGUGGUACCGGUCCAAGUUUGCGGACCUGACGGACGCCGCGGCCCGCAACGCGGAGCUGCUCCGCCGGGCCAAGCACGAGGCCAACGACUACCGGCACCAGCUGCAGGUGCUGACCUGCGACCUGGAGCGGCUGGCUUCCACCCUUCAGAACCAGUCCCUGGAGAGGCAGAUGCGGGAGCAGGAGGAGCGUCACGCCCGGGAGGUAGCGAGUUACCAGGAGGCCCUGGCCCGGCUGGAGGAGGAGGGGCAGACCCUCAAGGACGAGAUGGCCCGGCACCUGCAGGAGUACCAGGACCUGCUCAACAUCAAGCUGGCCCUGGACAUGGAGAUCGCCACCUACAGGAAGCUGCUGGAGGGCGAGGAGAACCGCAUCACCAUUCCUGUGCAGACCUUCUCCAACCUGCAGAUCCGAGGGGGCAAAAGCACCAAAGAAGGGGAAGGUCACAAGGUCACAAGACAUCUCAAAAGCCUCACAGUACAAGUUAUACCAAUUCAGGCUCACCAGAUUGUAAACGGAGCCCCGCCGGCUCUCGGUUAGCUGCCCGCCUCUCAGACACGGUGCUUUUCCCCACUCGGCAGGGAGGGAGCCUCACCAAGUCCAUGUUCCCCAUCCUCCUGGGCUCCCUCCUCCCAGGUUUCCCUAAAGGGCCAGCCUGUGCCAUCUUCCCAGCAACCUCAGUGCCCAGCUCAGGACCUGGCACAGGGUAAAUGUAGGUGAAACUAGCAGACCGGCUGGUGUUCGGGGUGAUAUGUCCUCAGGUGCUCAGAGGAGAUGCUCUGGGGCCUUUGAGCAAAUGCCAGCCUCCUCCUCACUCCUUCCCCAUCUGAGAGGGCCCCUAGGGCCUCUGUACCCAGUGGCAAGCUCUCUGCUUGAGUCAUCGGUCCCCGAGGCUCUGUUGCUCAGCACGAUGCUGAUUCAGCCCCGAGGAUUAUUUCCCCCUGGACUGCUGCUCUUGUAGUGAAUAAAGUUUUACACUCCCUGCUCUUAAUUUUAAA
This is a messenger RNA of Myotis brandtii (Brandt's bat), 1793 nucleotides long. RefSeq names its product glial fibrillary acidic protein (gene GFAP). Gene Ontology annotation, molecular function: structural constituent of cytoskeleton. NCBI's taxonomy places the organism in Eukaryota, Metazoa, Chordata, Mammalia, Chiroptera, Vespertilionidae. The transcript has 8 exons. The record is from RefSeq and is a predicted model, not a curated record. Gene Ontology annotation, biological process: regulation of chaperone-mediated autophagy; intermediate filament organization. The coding region runs from base 34 to 1335 and encodes 433 amino acids. Gene Ontology annotation, cellular component: intermediate filament; cytoplasm; cell projection.